Molecule: messenger RNA, 580 nt
Organism: Aspergillus sclerotioniger CBS 115572
Lineage: Eukaryota; Fungi; Ascomycota; Eurotiomycetes; Eurotiales; Aspergillaceae
Exons: 1
Coding region: 5-340 (111 amino acids)
Source: RefSeq, a predicted model, not a curated record
AGGGAUGUGUUUCUACAACCAGAAGCGAUUUGCAUGCGGAGACUGGAGCUGGACAAGUUUUGCUCACCGCUGCAAUUAUGAGUACCGCACUGGAGAGACCUGCGGUAUGCGACUCGUCAACGUGACCGAGUUUGAAACGACACAAUGCCGCCUCUGCGAAAAGAUCGAGACCAAGUAUCGGCGGCGAAGCGCCGAGACGGAACGGUUGAACCGUUGGAAACGGGAGGGAGGCACUCUCGUAGCAUCCAUGGAACGCUCACAAAAACUCAUCGGAGAACUCGAAAAAGAAAUCCGCCAACUGCUACGAGAGCGUGACGAUAGAAGGAAGGCACUGACAUGAAGCAAACGUCAAGGACUUUGAAGCCAUGCGUUGGGCCACUUGCUGUUAUUUUUCGUUUGUGCUUAGGAUUCCCUCUUCGGUUCUGUCUUUCGGUUUCAAAUCGUGUUCCUGGUUGUAAAUUCUAUGUCUCACAAAGGGUGUGUCACUUUGCUCCUUUAUUUCGGAAUUUUCUUUUUUUUUUCUAUGUGGUCAUCGAAUCGGACAUGUUUCUUCAGGCUGGACCCGCGCAAUGGUUGGAGG